Messenger RNA from Fusarium vanettenii 77-13-4, 750 nucleotides. RefSeq lists its product as uncharacterized. Bases 1 to 750 code for a protein of 249 amino acids. Lineage: Eukaryota; Fungi; Ascomycota; Sordariomycetes; Hypocreales; Nectriaceae. The transcript is spliced from 4 exons. The record is from RefSeq and is a predicted model, not a curated record.
AUGUACCAACACCUCCGACUUACAUGGACAAACUUCGACUACUGCUGGAGCUCGAGGAUCGCUGUCCUCGCUGCCCCCGUCAGUCAUGGCAUCAGUAGCUCCCCGGAUCUCUCCUCUAGCCACCUUUCUUCUCCUCCUGGAGACACCCGCUACGGCAUACCUGCGAUGUAUAACCGCAACCAAAGCCAGCACCAAAACCCUCAAGACAUCCCCAUCUUUGUGGAUAAUACAGCAACGCCAGCAGGGCCAGGAGCCCAUUGCUUCCCAGGCUACGAUGCCAUCGACGCAGCUUCAGACCUGACUAUCUGCCAGGUUUGGAACCCCACCUCCGAAAGAAAGUAUCUGAGAUGGCUGCAUCUUGGCCGGCAUCCAUUGACACGAAUCGUGAGGCAGGUUGAGUGCCUGGAUGUCACAUUUCGAUCUGAGGCUGUUCGAUGGAUCCAUUUCCCGGAUAGAAUGGCAUUGAAGGGAGCGGAACUGACAAUUCGUACGGUCGAUCUUCUGAUAGACCCAAGAAGGGGAAACAUUUUGUACCGCGACUAUUGGGACGACAUGCACUUGGCAGACUGGAUGAGUCGACAACCAAAGGAGCCCGAAUGUUUGUCUACUCUAUCCACCACUGAGCCCCAGGAGGAAACCAGCCUGACUGUUCGCCAAAGAGUCGCUGUCGAGACCACGGGAAAAUAUGUUGUAGCAUUCAAGAAUGCCAUUACCACUAAGCGAAAGGAGCGAACCCAACUUGAAUUGUAG